AUGGCUCCAUCUAGUUCCUCAAUUCCCUCUUCCGUUCCUUCGUCGCCUUCUGUCUUCACUGCAAAUGGCACAGGCCCACAUAGAGAUGCCGCUCGUGGCCAGCAUGAACCAAUUGCUAUUGUUGGGAUGGGCUGUCGCUUGCCCGGUGACGUGAAUUCGCCUUCCCGUCUCUGGGACUUUCUGAAGGAGGGAAAAUCAGGACAAUGCAAGAUCCCUUCAAGUCGAUUCAACGUUGAUGCUUUCUACCACCCCAAGGGUGUGGAUCGACCAGGAUCUAUGCACACCACGGGUGGUUAUUUCCUCCAGGAGGAUCCUCGCGCCUUCGAUCCGGACUUCUUCGGCAUCAGCCCCAUCGAGGCGACCUACAUGGACCCGCAGCAACGAAAACUGCUGGAAGUCGUGUUCGAGGCGUUCGAGAGCGCGGGGGCCAGUCUGGACGAGGUGUCAGGCUCUAACGUGGGAUGUUACGUCGGCAACUUCACUGUUGACUUUCAGGUGAUGCAGACGAGGGACCCUGAGUACUUGCAUCGGUAUAGUGCGACGGGUAUGGGGACGACGAUUCUUGCGAACCGCAUCAGUCAUACGUUUAACUUGAAGGGGCCGAGUUUCGUUCUCGAUACCGCCUGCUCAUCGUCUCUGUACUGCCUGCAUGUAGCCUGCGCUGCCCUUGAGAAUGGUGAGUGUGACAGUGCCGUUGUGGCGGGUGCGAACCUGAUUCAGUCGCCUGAACAACAUCUCGGGACGAUGAAGGCCGGCGUGCUGUCGGGCACUUCGACCUGUCAUACCUUCUCCGACGAGGCAGAUGGAUAUGGGAGAGCAGAGGGCAUUGGGUGUAUCUACUUGAAACGUCUCUCCGAUGCCAUCAAGGAUAAUGACCCCAUUCGAGCUAUUAUCCGGGGAACUGCAGUCAAUUCAAAUGGUCGGACAUCAGGAAUCACCCUCCCCUCCGCAGAAGGUCAGGAAGCCGUGAUACGCAAAGCGUACGAAAAGGCAGCCCUCGAUUUCUCCCAGACAAUGUACGUCGAAUGCCACGGUACAGGAACGCCCGUAGGCGAUCCCAUUGAGGCCGAAGGAUUAUCGAAAAUAUUCCACGGCCGGACUGGUCAGCCCUUGCUCAUCGGGUCUGUUAAAUCCAAUCUUGGCCACAGCGAAGCAGCAAGUGGUAUCUCUGGCAUCAUCAAAACGGUGCUCGCCCUGGAACAUGAAAGCAUCCCGGCGUCUAUCGGAGUCAACCAGAUCAACCCCAAGAUCAAGUGUGAGGAGUGGAACAUCGACAUCGUGAAGAAGAUGACUCCCUGGCCUUCGACUGGGACCUCUUCAACACGCCGAGCCGGCGUGAACUCCUUCGGCUACGGGGGCGCCAACGCCCAUGCCAUCAUUGAAUCUGCCGGGCCCUAUGCUAUCCCAAUGCAGCAACAGCACCGUCUCAAUGAUAUUGCACGUUCCAAAGUCCUCAUUCCCAUCUCGGCAGGUUCCGAGGCGUCUUUGACCACCCGGGUUGAUCAGCUGCACCAGUAUGUGCUGUCCCAGCAUCCGGACUUGACCAAUCUUCUCUACACCCUGGGUUCACGCCGGUCGCAUUUGCCCUAUCGGGCAUUCCUAGUCUCCGAUACCAGUCUCACAAACGGCCUUGUCAGCGAGAACCUCGUCACCGGCCGUCCCAGCUCUUCAGCCAACGGUCAGUACGCAUUUGUGUUUACCGGCCAAGGGGCACAGUGGCCGCAGAUGGGAAAGCACCUAAUUGAAGAGUAUCCCGAGUUUGCGAACGCCAUUUCCGACAUGGACGGCAUUCUUCAGAGCCUUGAUCAUCCUCCCCAAUGGAAUCUGAAGGAGGCGCUAGUAGCAUCAGCGGAGAGUAGCAAUAUCCAACACGUGAGCCAGUCGCAGCCGGCAUGCACAGCGGUCCAAAUAGCUUUGGUGUGUCUCCUAGACUCCUGGGGCAUUCGGCCUGCGGCGGUUGUUGGCCAUUCAUCCGGUGAAAUUGCGGCGGCCUUUGCAGCCGGUCGCCUGUCGCUGGGAGAAGCCAUCACCGCUGCCUACUAUCGCGGAUACGCGGUCGCACUUGAUACCGGAGAUGGAGCCAUGGCGGCUGUCGGUCUUUCGAAAUCUGAGGCCGAUGCCGCUAUCAAAGAGAUGUCGUUGGGUGGCCAAGCCAACGUCGCCUGUGUGAACUCGCCAGAGAGCGUAACUGUUUCUGGCGACAGGGACGCUGUGCAGCAUUUGGUGGAGACUCUCGCUGGCCGAGGAACAUUUGCACGGACACUGAAGACAGGCGGUCGUGCUUAUCACUCCCACCAUAUGGCACGGAUCGGCCAGAAUUAUGAAGACCUUCUACGAUCUGCAUUGGAGAAGCUGGAACCGUCAGUACAGCUCGAUGCAGGCAAUGUUACCUGGGUUUCAACCGUCACAGGCCAAUUGAGCGAGAGCGCUCCGGACGCGGCAUACUGGCGAUCCAACUUGGAGAGCCCCGUUCUCUUCAGCGAUGGUGUAGAGAAGAUGACAGAGAUUGACAAGUAUCACUUCAUUGAACUGGGCCCUCACUCGGCCCUGGAGAUGCCCAUCAAGCAGAUCAAGAAGAAGCUUGCCUUGUCCGAUGAUCACUUCCCGUAUGCCUCCGCUCUGUCGCGAGGCAAGAAUGAAGUCACCACCAUCCUCAGAAUGGUCGGCCAGUUGUACCUCCGCGGAGAAUCCGUCUGCUGGAGCAAAGUCAACGGCCUCCAGUCGGACUGCUCGGUCUUGCCUGAUCUACCUCCAUACCCGUGGACUUAUGACGCCGCGCUAUGGCACGAAUGUCGGGCCAGCAUCGAGUUCCGUACCCGCAAGUAUCCCAGACACGAGCUUCUGGGAUCGCAGAUCCCCGGCGGAAAUGGCCUGGAAGCACAAUGGCGCAAUGUCAUCCGCGUCGCAGAUAUCCCCUGGCUAGACAGCCACAAGCUGCAAAACACAAUUGUCUUCCCUGGAGCCGGAUAUGUCUCCAUGGCAGUGGAGGGAAUGCGACAGAUUGCAGGGUUUGCCACCUCUAGCCCUGCCAACUACGAGCUGCAGAAUGUGAAUAUCCUGGCUGCCCUGGCCCUAACAGACUCACCCACCGCUGAAGUCGAGCUGUUCACAACCAUCCGGCCAACCCCGAUCACGUCGGCCAGCGACUCGAAAUACUGGUACGACUUCUCCAUUGUCUCAUACGACCAGGGCGAUUCCACGACUCGAGCCACGGGGCGAGUCCGCAUCAACCCCGAGGCAGAGUCUCUUGUACAGAACGUUCAGAUCAACCCUGCCAUGCUAGAGAGCACUCAGCCCAGAGUGUGGUACGAGAAUCUCAUCAAGGUCGGGCUGAACUUCGGACCGGCCUUUCAAUCAAUCCAGCGGUUUGAUGUCUCGCGCAUGCGGACCGAUCUUGUCUGCAAGACUCAAGUCCCCCUGCUGCAAGACUAUGUCUCCGAAGGGUUAGACGUUGAGUACCCCAUCCACCCAAUCACCAUCGAUGCCAUGCUCCAGACGGCCAUCGUGGCGACGACCGGAGGCCGUGUCCGCGAAUUGCGGGCAAAGGUACCCGUCAGCUUUGAUUCCAUCCACAUCCACGCCCCUGAGCCGUCAGACGCGACCACCAAAUCCUGGGCGAUCGAUUCUGUCGCGCGCGUGGUAGGCUUCGGGACCUCUGAGAUCGAUGCCGAACUGAGCACCAGUGACGGGCAAGUCGCAGCCAGGAUCGCCAAUGUCAAGCUCUCGCCGUAUCAGACAGGACAGGGCGCCGACGCGGGCGAACAGCGUCAUCCGAUGCUGCGCGUGUUGUGGAAGCCGGAUGUGUAUGGGCUGGGCUUGAUGCCGGAAGAUCAUUUCCGGAAAUAUUUGAGCAAGUUCUUCAAUGAGUCAACAUCACCUGUUCGGGACGAAGGCCUCCUCAAAAUGGGAGCCACCCUAGACCUGUUGUCCCACAAGAACCCGUCCAUGCGGGUGUUGGAACUCGGCAAUGUGAAUCACCUUAUCACUAACGCCACUCUCGAUCUCUUGCACGGAGGAGAUUCUUUCCCACGAGUUUUGGAAUUCACGUCGGGGUUGAUCAAGGAUGACGGAGUCCUUCACGGUACUAAACUGGAUCUAGGAAAGCGUCUAGAUGGCCCCUUGGAGCAUCACGCGGCCAUCGAUGAUUCGAAGUAUGACUUGAUCAUUCUGCCCGCUAGAGAGCAGACGGAUAUUUAUCUUGCUACUAAGCUCCCCAUCAUCAAGGACCUGCUCGCAGAGGACGGAUCCUUGUUGUGCUUGUCACCUUCUACUGCACGGCUGCAUGCCGCGGAGAAUGGCUUCCAGGCCAUCGAAUGCAUUCUUGAAUACGGGGGAGGUCGUGUAUUCCUCGCUAAGCCAGUCGCCGAUCCGGCGACAUCAGGUGUUCAGCAAUCUCCAGUGUAUGUUAUUGAUCGCAGCACAAGCACCGCAUUAGGAGAGUCUAUCGUCGCGGAGCUACACAAAACCUACGGCCCGGAGAGUUGCAAGCAUGUCUACCUCGAUGAUCUCGUUGACGGGAUGAUCCCCACAGGGGCAACAAUCAUAAGCCUUAUUGAGUCUGAAAACCCGGUCCUCUCGACCAGUACAGAUUCCGAGCUGCGCGGGAUCAAACUAAUGACCGACAAUGCGGAGACACUUCUGUGGGUGACGGCAGGGGACUCGCUGAACGGGGCUCAGCCUGAGUUUGCCCUGGUUUCUGGCCUGGCGCGGGCCGUCAUGAUGGAACAUCCUUCGCUGAAGUUCUACACUUUCGAUGUCGAUAAUCCCACAACAAAGACCCCCGUCACAGCCAAGAACAUACUAUCUGUGCUCCACUCCCGUGAAUUCCCCAGAGACUACGAAUAUAUUCAGAACGACGGACUAGUGCACGUCAGCCGAUUUGUGCCCGACGACCAUCUGAACGUCACAUUCCGGCAGCGCCAGGGCCACGAGAUGGUGCAAACCACCCUGCAGCAGGCUCGGCCGGCGAAGCUGCAGAUACUCGAGCCGGGCAACUUUGACAGCCUGUUUUUCGACCAGAUGCGCCCCUUGCCGGCUACGUUGGAAGACCGCUUCAGUGUUCAGGUCGGGCUACGGACCGUGGGAGUAAAUGCUAAAGAUUUCUACGUGCUCGGUGGCAAGACAGAGACCAAAGAUGCCACCUGCGCCUUGGAGUUCUGCGGUGUUGUUGAGAACGUUGGGGCUGCGGUGACCCGCGUUGCGGUAGGCGAUCGUGUCGUCGUAAUGGCUCCUAAUCAUUUCCGCACCUCGGAGGUCGUGCCGGAGUGGAGUUGUCAGAAACUGGAGGAGAAUGAGUCUUUUGAGUUCAUGUGCACCUUACCAGUAGUAUACGCGACUGCCAUAUACGCUUUGCACGACCGAGCUCGGAUUCAACCGGGCGAGACUGUCCUGAUUCACUCCGCCGCCGGAGGCGUGGGUAUUGCGGCAAUUCAAAUCGCUCAGGAAGCUCAGGCUGAGAUCUUCGCUACCGUCUCCAGUGAAGACAAGAAGAACUACCUCGUGGAAACCCUCGGCCUAUCCGAAGACCACAUCUUCAGCUCGCGCGACACUUCCUUCUAUGAGGGCAUCAUGCGGGCCACACAGAACCGCGGCGUUGAUAUUGUCCUGAACAGCCUGGUUGGCGAUCUCCUGCACGCGAGCUGGAAAUGCUGCGCUUCGUUCGGGCGGUUCAUCGAGAUCGGGAAGCGUGACCUGAUUGACUGCGGAAAGCUGGAGAUGGACGGCUUCCUGCGCAACACGACCUACACGGCUUUCGAUCUCAGUAACAUGUUCUAUAAUCCCAGUGACGCCUACCACAAACGCUGGGCAUCCCUUCUCGAAGAUGUCCUCUCGCGCUACCGCGCCGGCACGAUCGGGCGCGCCAACCCGAUCACUACCUUCGACGUCGCCGAUGCCACCAAGGCCUUCCGCUACUUCUCCUCGCGCAAUCGCAUGGGCAAAGUCGUCAUCACUCUGGAGAACCCCCAGGCACAGGUUGCGCUGCGCCCGCAGAAGCACCGCACCACCUUCAGCGCCAACAAAAGCUACGUGAUGAUCGGCUGCCUAGGAGGUCUGGGCCGGGCAAUGACCAAAUGGAUGAUGGCGCGCGGAGCGCGAGGCUUUGUCUUCCUGGGGCGGUCUGGCACCGACAAGCCCAGUGCGCAGGCCCUUAUCCACGACCUGGAGACACAGGGCGCGGUAUGCGUUGUGGUGCGCGGGGACGUGUGCUCCCGCGCGGAUGUUGACCAAGUCGUUGCGGCCGCACCGGGCCCCAUUGGCGGUGUCGUCCAGGCCGCGAUGGGCCUCCAUGAAGCGCUCUUCACGACCAUGUCAAACGCAGCGUGGCACACGGGAAUCGACCCCAAGGUGCAGGGCACCCUCAACCUUCACCGUGCGCUAGAGGGCCACGACGCGGCGUUGGAGUUCUUCCUCAUGACCAGCUCCAUUUCCGGCAGCGUUGGCACGGCCACAGAAUCCAACUACUGCGCGGGCAACCACUUUCUGGACAUGUUCGCCCGGUAUCGCCGCGCGCUGGGCAAACCGGCGGUAGCUCUGGGGCUAGGUAUGAUCUCCGAGGUGGGCUACUUACAUGAAAACCCAGAGAUUGAGGCACUGUUGCUUCGGAAAGGGAUCCAGGCGAUCAAUGAGGAUGAGAUGAUCCAGGUGAUUGAUAUUGCCCUGUCGGAGACGCAGACGGUGCCGCAUUCGUAUGAUGAGCGGGCGCACGCCCAUGUCCUGACAGGGUUGGAGCCGUUUGGAUUGAAGGAGUUGCGCAAGAAGGGAUUUGAAGGGACGAAUCCGACGCUGAAUGACCCGCGGGCAAUUCUCCUUAGUCGGGCGCUGGAUGGCGAGGGCGAUAUGGCGCUUAAGAAUCAGGCAGGCAAGCUGCCGAUGGAGGUCGCGGCCGCCGUGGAGGAAGGAGCGAGUCUGCGUGCAGCCAUAGGAGACCACGUCGCGCGCAGGUUCAGUAAUCUUGUACUGAUGCCGCUGGCGAAGUUGGAUGCGAGCAAGCCGUUGGCGGCGUAUGGAAUGGAUAGUAUGAUCGCUGCGGAGUUCCGGUCAUGGUUCUUCCAGGCGUUCAAGACGGACAUUCCGUUCCUGGAGUUGUUAAGUAAGACGGUGACAUUGGACAGUUUAAGUGAGAUGGUGUUGGUGGAUGUAGAGGCUGAUGCAUAG
Messenger RNA from Aspergillus luchuensis, 7155 nucleotides. Its product is annotated as type I polyketide synthase. NCBI's taxonomy places the organism in Eukaryota, Fungi, Ascomycota, Eurotiomycetes, Eurotiales, Aspergillaceae. Gene Ontology annotation, molecular function: fatty acid synthase activity; 3-oxoacyl-[acyl-carrier-protein] synthase activity; oxidoreductase activity. Gene Ontology annotation, biological process: secondary metabolite biosynthetic process; fatty acid biosynthetic process. The coding region runs from base 1 to 7155 and encodes 2384 amino acids. The transcript is spliced from 5 exons. The record is from RefSeq and is a predicted model, not a curated record.